Molecule: messenger RNA, 627 nt
Organism: Hibiscus syriacus
Lineage: Eukaryota; Viridiplantae; Streptophyta; Magnoliopsida; Malvales; Malvaceae
Product: B3 domain-containing transcription factor VRN1-like
Exons: 4
Coding region: 1-627 (208 amino acids)
Molecular function (GO): DNA binding
Source: RefSeq, a predicted model, not a curated record
AUGUUUGUCUACCUUUUUGAUGAUGUUUCAGGAAACAAUUUCAAUUUAGAGAUUUCAUCUUCUAGCACUAGCCCUCAUGAAUCAAAGCCUAGCAAGAUCAACGGAAAUCUCAAGAAAGUUGAAAAAUCAUCAGGAAAGCUUGAUGUUACAGCAGAGAGAAGUGUGAAAACUGAGACAUUCAGUUGUUUGCAACAUUUGACAGCCACUGAAAAGGCAUACGCUGCUCAGAUAGCCAGUUCAUGGAAGAGUACUGGAAACCCAGUUUUUAUUGUCGUCAUGAUACCAUCAUCCUUGUCUAAUCGUUAUAGAAUGGGCAUACCUUCGGACUUUGCUUGGGAAUAUUUGACAAUGCUAAAGUGUAAUCUGACCUUAAGCAACUCAGCUGAGAAAAUUUGGCCUGUGAAGUACCGUAGGAAUGCAGGAAAUACAAUUCUGCAAGCAGAGUUCUAUGGUGGUUGGCAUGCAUUUGCAGAAGAUAAUCACCUUGGUGUUGGUGAUAUAAGUGUUUUCGAGUUAAUUAAGCAACCUGAAAUUCUAAUGAAAGGGCUGCAACCACAGAUCACAAGCUUUCCGGUGGCAACCAAGCAGAGAACGGCCCGUUUAUGGCCUCUCAAAACACCGCCGUGA